UACAAACGAAGAAGAACCCAAAAAGCCAGCAAUUAAAUUGGAACCGAGAGAGAAGAAAAUAGAAAGAAAAGCAAAAAAAAAAAAAAAAGCAUCUGAGAAGAAGUGAGAGAGAUGGAGAAAAGAAAGGUUGUGAUGUGUGGUGUGUUAUCUCUUCUGGCUUUAUUAUCAGCUAUUACUGCCUUCUCUGCUGAAGCUACCAAAAUCAAGAAAUCUCAGGUCAAGGUUACCAAAUUGGGUUCACUCACAAGAUGCUCUUAUCCAAGAAGUCCAGCUUACGAUCUCGGCUUCACUUCAGCUAUUUUUCUAAUGAUGGCUCAGAUAAUCGUGAGCGUCGGAAGCGGUUGUUUCUGUUGUAGAAAAGGUCCUGCUCCUUCCAGAUCUCAUUGGAUUAUUGCCUUAACCUGCUUCGUUGUUUCCUGGUUUACUUUUGUGGUAGCUUUCCUCGUGCUGCUAACUGCAGCUGCACUCAACGAUGAACACACCGAGGAGACAAUGUAUGCCGGUAACUACUUCUGCUACAUUGUGAAACCGGGCGUUUUCUCUACCGCUUCUGUGCUUUCACUUUUCACUAUAGCCCUCGGGAUUGUCUACUAUCUAUGUUUGACUUCGAGUAAGCAAAAUGUUGCUGACACAACGACGGUGGCGAACCAAGGAGGAGGAAUAGCAAUGGGACAGCCUCAGAUUCCGGAGAGAGUAGAAGAUCCUGUCUUUGUUCAUGAAGAUACUUACAUGAGAAGACAAUUCACUUGAACACUGCACAAGGCUUGCUUGUGAUACACGUUAGGGUUUAGGAGGAUAUCUAGAAUCUAGAUAGAAUGAAGAAACGCUCUUUUGUUUGUUUUAACUUUAUGAUUCGUGUGAAAACAAAGAUUAUGAAAACUUGGUUAAUGAUAAUUAAUGUUGUUGGAAUUUUGAAAUCCCGAACAA
Messenger RNA from Eutrema salsugineum, 927 nucleotides. RefSeq lists its product as uncharacterized. The coding region runs from base 112 to 750 and encodes 212 amino acids. The transcript is spliced from 3 exons. The record is from RefSeq and is a predicted model, not a curated record. NCBI's taxonomy places the organism in Eukaryota, Viridiplantae, Streptophyta, Magnoliopsida, Brassicales, Brassicaceae.